UAUGCAUGCACUAAGCGAGCUCUGAGAGAAUGGCUGUGGAAGCUAUCCACUGCAGUCUAAAUCCAAAUGGUAUUGAUCUCUCUGUCCACACGGAAGGAAUUAACCUGCAACUUGAAGGCGAGAGAGUGGAAUCGUCCUCGCUUAAGAAAGAAAACUCCUCUAAGUUGCCUGAAUCAAAAGGGACACCUAAGAGACAACAAGCAGAACCUGAAACAUCUAAGUCUAAUAUUGUGAAGCUGACCAAGCCAGUGGCCCUGUGGACCCAGCAGGAUGUAUGCAAGUGGUUGAAAAAACACUGCCCAAAUCAGUAUCAAAUCUACAGUGAGUCAUUCAAACAGCAUGACAUAACUGGCCGUGCGUUGCUCAGGCUUACCGACAAAAAGCUUGAGCGGAUGGGGAUUGCUCAGGAGAGCUUACGGCAGCACAUUCUGCAGCAAGUCCUUCAGCUGAAAGUGAGGGAGGAAGUCCGAAACCUUCAGUUACUCACGCAAGCCUCGUCAGAGAGUUCUCCAUAAACCUUACCAGCCUCUAAAGCUGCUGCCCUGCCAGAUGAUACAAAAGUGAAGUUUUCCUUCAUGAAAAAUGGGGGGAGGGGGGUAAAAAAAAUAAAGCAUAAGCAACGGCACUGCCAGAGGAAGACAACCACCAAGAACUGGAGAAUGACCCAAAAUCCAAUCCAUCACAUCAAUGGGAUAAGCUCUGAAAUGUCUUGGUUUGCUUAUGGAAUUAAACUACGGUCUAUAACA
This is a messenger RNA of Varanus komodoensis (Komodo dragon), 746 nucleotides long. It is a transcript of the gene SAMD12, whose product is annotated as sterile alpha motif domain containing 12. The record is from RefSeq and is a predicted model, not a curated record. The transcript has 5 exons. Gene Ontology annotation, molecular function: protein binding. Gene Ontology annotation, cellular component: cytoplasmic side of plasma membrane. The coding region runs from base 30 to 515 and encodes 161 amino acids. NCBI's taxonomy places the organism in Eukaryota, Metazoa, Chordata, Lepidosauria, Squamata, Varanidae. Gene Ontology annotation, biological process: cell surface receptor protein tyrosine kinase signaling pathway.